Molecule: messenger RNA, 1455 nt
Organism: Eimeria maxima
Lineage: Eukaryota; Apicomplexa; Conoidasida; Eucoccidiorida; Eimeriidae
Product: centromere/microtubule binding protein, putative
Exons: 9
Coding region: 1-1455 (484 amino acids)
Biological process (GO): box H/ACA sno(s)RNA 3'-end processing; snRNA pseudouridine synthesis; rRNA pseudouridine synthesis
Cellular component (GO): box H/ACA snoRNP complex
Molecular function (GO): pseudouridine synthase activity; RNA binding
Source: RefSeq, a predicted model, not a curated record
AUGGGAGAAAAAGAAAAGAAGAGGGCCAGCUUGAACGACGGCUUUGUCAUCCAGCCCACUAGUACCCCACCACCGAUUGACACCAGCAAGUGGCCGCUGCUCCUCAAGAACUAUGACCGGCUGAACGUUAGGACGGGGCACUACACGCCCCUCCCCUUCGGCAGCAGCCCGUUGGCGAGGCCUCUUCAGCAACACUUGAAUUACGGUUCGUUGCUUCUCGACAAGCCAGCGAACCCUUCUUCACACGAGGUUGUAGCGUGGCUUAAGAAGAUCCUGCGGGUUGAGAAGACAGGCCAUAGCGGCACUCUGGACCCGAAGGUAACGGGAUGCCUCCUCGUGUGCAUAAACAGGCAAGCGGUUUUUGGCGCAUCCACUCGCCUCGUGAAGAGCCAACAAAGCGCGGGGAAGGAAUACGUUGCCGUCGCGCGUUUUCACUCCAAGCCAGAAAGCAAGGCUAAGGUGGCGCGGGCCCUGGAGACCCUCACUGGUGCCCUGUUUCAAAGGCCGCCUGUCAUUUCCGCUGUGAAGCGGCAGCUGCGUAUCAGGACGAUCUACGAGUCGGAAAUAUUAUCCUACGACGAGGAAAAGCAUUUGUGCGUGUUUCGGGUGUCGUGCGAGGCGGGUACCUACAUCCGUACUUUGUGUGUCCACUUGGGGCUUCUGUUGGGUACUGGCGCGCACAUGCAAGAACUGCGCCGCGUGCGAAGCGGCAAUUUACAAGAAGACGGAAACCUCGUCACGCUGCAUGACGUCCUCGAUGCGAUGUAUGUGUACGACGCAUUCCGAGACGAAACGUAUCUCAGGAGAAUAAUAUUCCCGUUGGAGAUGCUCCUCGUUGGCCUUCCCCGCAUAGUGGUGAAGGAUUCAUGCGUCAACGCUAUUUGCUACGGGGCGAAGCUCAUGAUCCCAGGAGUCCUGAGGUUUGAAAAUAACAUAGAGGUUAACGCCGAGGUUGUGCUCAUGACCACAAAGGGAGAAGCUAUCGCACUAGGCGUAGCACAAAUGUCAACUCCAGUGAUAGCGAGCGUUGACCAUGGGGUGGUGGCGGCGGUAAAACGGGUGUUGAUGGAUCGGGAUACGUAUGCAAUGCGGUGGGGCUAUGGGCCACGCGCAUCCGAGAAGAAGAAGAUGAUUUUAGGGGGGUUGCUGGACAAGAAAGGGAGACCAAACGAGAACACGCCUAAGGAGUGGCUGAAGACGGAAGGGUUCCUCCCCAAAUUGACUGGAGAACCGCUCAUACCACAGAAACCAGCUCUUCAUGUGAAAGGAGAGAAAGAAGAGCAGCCGGAAGCAACAGGAGGAGAGGAAACAACACAGAACGGCGUUACUGAAAAGCUGAAGAAGAAGAAGAGGCGUGCAGAGGAGGAAGAGGCAACUGAAGAUGAGCCCGCGGACAAACCCCAAAAAAAACACAAGAAGAAGAAGCAUCGAGACGUAGAUGAGGACGAUGGAUGA